UGAAAUGUAUAGUUUCUUGAGUAUACGUACAAUUCGUACAUUUUAUGUAUGUAUGUGUAUUAACUCCCCCCAUUCUUCUUGGCACAGAUGGUAGAGUCAAAUGUCCUCUAUCCGUUGAGUGUAUAGCAAAGGCCACAGCUUGCUGCAAGCUUUAAGCAAUCAUGGUCAACUUUGUAGCGUUUGCCCGUGAGCACUGGGUGAACAUAUUGGUGCCCAUGGGUUUUGUCAUCGGAUGGUACUUGGACAAACAACAGGACCAGAAGCUGACAGCUUUCCGGAACAAAAGCGCUUUAUACAGCAGGGAGCUGAAGCCUGGCGAGGAGGUCACUUGGAAGUAGACUCCCCAACCAACCCUGGUGUGCGUCUUCUGUGUCUGUAGUGUGAAUGGAUAAUGGGUGCCCCUCAGAUGAGACUAUUUAAUUAUUCUCACAUCAUACAUCUUUGAGUUGUAUCAACCAACAAUAAAUGUACUUCACCACCAAAGAUAAGGUUUGAUUUUUAUAAAACAGGAAACAGUAAAUUGUUCUGUAUGGGUAUCUGCACAAAAGAGGUCAGUUAAUAUUUUGUAUACAGGUCAAUUUGAAGGUUGAGUGAAACUAACAUAUGACCUUGAAGUUAUAAGUGGUUGAAUUAACGCUACUGAGGUCUUGCAGUCUGAAUAAUCCCCUUCUCAAAAAGCAGCUCUGUCAAAGAAAUCUGGUGGUGGAAAGAAGCACAAUGUAAAUUAGACUCGUAUACAACAGUUAACGAUUAAAAAAAAAAACACACCUUGUCCCGUGAAGCAUCACAUGGGAGAUGUCCUACACUCACAAAUUUGGGAUAAGAAUGGAUCAGAAACUCUACGGCAUCUGUGUGCUGCAAGGGAACAAACUUGAAGGACACUUGAAACAACAAAAUCCACUUUUCGUAUGCUCAUAUCGUAUACCUCGAGUUUCAUUUCUAAACUUUUCAUCUCCUCUUUGUGAUAAACUCUGCAGUUUUCCGUUGUGUAGUAAAGAUGGACAGCAUCGCCAUCGCUGCACAACCUGAAGGAAAAUAAAUGUUAGGAAUUAAAAGUCACUAUUUUUUUUUUAUGCCAUGUGACAUUAUGAAAUUAUACCUGGCACACCCCGCACGAAUGAGUCGAAUCCGGGUCUGGCUUGUGAAAUGUGUACCUGCAUCGAUGACUCUCCCAUGCUCCCACCUGGCAGGUGCCCCAUGCACACUGCAGGUAAGUUCCUCUGUUGGAGGGAGGCAUGUGCGUUAGUUAAACAGCUGAAAAAAAAACUGCUUUACUCUGGACUAAAGUAGUCGCUGUCGGGUACCUGCGGUGAGCUUUGGAGGCAGGCAGUCGUGCAGGAAGUCUCUGGCUUUGAGAUCCACGGCCGCAUCGACUGGAGCAAAACUUUUCAGCUUGCUUAUCAGGGUAUCAAUCUUGGAGAAGAAUUUGGUCCUCCGUGGAUCGUGCUAUAUGAGAGCAUUAUGAGGCCGUAAGAAAAAACAAACAAAAA
Messenger RNA from Doryrhamphus excisus (bluestripe pipefish), 1490 nucleotides. RefSeq names its product NADH:ubiquinone oxidoreductase subunit B1 (gene ndufb1). Gene Ontology annotation, cellular component: respiratory chain complex I; mitochondrion. The record is from RefSeq and is a predicted model, not a curated record. NCBI's taxonomy places the organism in Eukaryota, Metazoa, Chordata, Actinopteri, Syngnathiformes, Syngnathidae.